AUGGCGGGCAGGGUGCGGCAGCCCAUCGACGAAGUCGCCUUUGGGAGGUUUGUGUCCGAAAAUGUACCCCAGAUCAAGCCGCCGAUUGAGCUGAAGCAGUUCGGCUUUGGCCAGUCAAACCCGACCUACCAGGUGACGGGUGCCGAUGGGCAAAGGUUCGUCAUGCGCAAGAAGCCGCCGGGCAAGCUGCUGUCCAAGACGGCACACAAGGUCGAGCGCGAGUACCGAAUAAUGCACGCCCUCGAGGGCACCGACGUGGUCGUGCCCAAGACGUACUGCCUCUGCGAGGACGAGACGGUCAUCGGCACGCCGUUUUACAUCAUGGAGUUCCUCGACGGCCGCAUCAUCGAGGACUUCACCAUGCCUGACGUGACGGCCGAGGAGCGGACGCAGAUGUGGCGCGCCGCCGUCGAGACGCUCGGCAGGUUCCACGGCGUCGACUAUCGAGCCGUCGGCCUGGCCAAGUUCGGCAAGCCGUCGGGCUUCUACGGCCGUCAGAUCCAGACGUGGAGCACGAUAUGCGCGAGGCAGGAGCUCGUUCGAGACGUUGACACUGCCGAGGAGGUCGGUAGGCUACCGCACUUUGACGAAACCGUACGCUUCCUCACCGACGAGCGGCGACAGCCCGAGGAGCGGACGACCUUGGUGCACGGGGACUACAAAAUCGACAACCUCGUGUUUCAUAAGACGGAGCCGCGGGUCAUUGGAAUUCUCGACUGGGAAAUGGCGACCAUCGGACACCCGCUCUCCGACGUCUGCAACAUGCUGACGCAGUUCUACAUGGCCACGCAACCUGACGGCGCGGGAUCGAGCAUGGCCGCCGGCUUUCUGCCGGGACGGACGCCUGGCCUGCCGAGACCGGAGCAGAUCAUGGCCUGGUACGCCGACGUUGCCGGCUACGACCCGCGCCCGGACCUGACUUGGGGGAUGGCUUUUAACAUCUUCAAGAUCGCCGCCGUCUGCCAGGGCAUCGCCGCGCGGUACGCGCUGCGGCAGGCUAGCAGCGAAAAGGCCAAGCUCCACGCCGUGACGAGAUUCCCACUUGCCGAGCUGGCCUGGGAGCUGGCGCAGGCCGCGAGCAAGGAGACAGGCCCACGGCUAUUCGAUCCUUCACCGGUCCAGCAUGAACCUCGAUCCGUUGACGAUCGGAAGGCGAUAAAGGCGUGGCGAUAUUCGACGCUUCCAAGCGUACACGCCGCUUCCGAUCUCGGGCGAAAGCGACGGCGUCGGCGUAUGGCGACGGACAGCAGGCGGCGCAUCACGCUGCCGCCUUCGUCGCCGCCGCUGCGGGAGGAGCAACGUCCGCUGCUGAGCAGGCUCUAUACCGACCACGGCGACGACGGUGACAAUGUGUACAGCUGCAUGACGAAUCCGCACAGCCACCUGCCCGUGUACACGAGCAUUCACCGCAUACGGCGUGACAUUUCGAGCGUCGUCGAGGAUUACCUCAGUCUCGAGCAGCUUCGGGAUGUGAGGAUCAACGUGACGGUUGUGAGACCGCUCGUGGAUAAGUUCUACGAGCUCGAGGACAUCUCCAUCAUCUACUGCCUCCUGGUCAAUCGGGCCCAGUUCCUCGUCGAGGAGGCGCAGUCGAGCAAUCGGCAAAACGUCAACUGGACCCGGGCCACGCUGUGCGAACUCAUCGCGACGCGCAUAUUGAGGCGCUUCGGCGAGGACCACCAAGGCGCCGACGGCCUCCUCCUCCUCGCCCACAUCCUCGUCGCCGGUUUCGAACCCUUCCAGAAUGCGCCGCUGCACAUCCGCCAGGAGGCCGAGGCCAAGACCUCCUGGACCUACCAUCGCACCCUCCCCGCUCUCGAGGUGGCCAUUGUGACGGAGAGCAAGCACUUCCUCAGCUCCACCACCUGCCAGCGCGUCGUCUCCGCCAUCUACGAGGGCCGCAUCAUCUACACGCCCUCGACCUUCUGGGACAUCAUCCCCGACCACUACAAGCUGAAGCCCAUCUCGCUCUACGACCCCCGCAAGUCGCCGCUGCUGAACCAGUACCGCCUCAUCGUCCCGCGCACGCGCAACAUCCUCGAGUCGUCCCAAUUCGUCAUCCUCCUCGCCCUCUACAUCGCCGUCAUGCUACUGAGGGAAAAGACGAGGCUCACCGUCGUCGAGGCCGCCUUUGCCGUCUACGCCUUUGGAUGGGGCUUGGAUCAGUUUGCGACUCUCCUCGCCCAUGGCUGGGGCGUCUAUACACAGAACCUGUGGUCUUUUCUCGACGUCGCCUUCAUCCUCAUCUACCUCGUCUACCUGAUGCUGCGCCUGCACGGCCUGAGGAUCGGCUCGUCGGAACCGGCCCAGCAGGCAUUUGACGUCCUCGCUCUCGCCGCCCCCGUCUUGGUGCCGCGCCUCGCGUUCAACCUCUUGUCCGACAACCUAGUCUUUCUUUCCUUGCGAUCGAUGAUGGCCGACUUCAUGCUUCUGACCGCCCUGAGCGCACCCCCUCGUGUAAGCGCCAAGUCCCGCUUCGCUGCGUCGCGCAGCUCGACUGGGCUAACUGGUCAGAACGAUAUCGAAGUGGAUGAUUUACAUCUGACCGAAUUCCACUGGUUGCUCGGACCGGCGCUCAUGGUCGCCUUUGCCUUUCUCGGAAACACCCUCUUCCUGACGAUCCUCGUCUCGAUGCUUUCCAACACGUUCAGCAACAUAUCCUCCAACGCGACGGCCGAGAUUCAGUUCCGCCGGGCCGUGCUGACCCUCGAGGGCGUCAAGGCGGACGCCGUCUUCGCCUACCAGCCGCCCUUCAACCUGCUUGCGGUCUUCAUCUUCCUGCCCCUCAAGUUCGUCGUCAGCCCUCGCUGGUUCCACAAAAUCCACGUCGCCACCGUGCGGCUGGUCAAUUUUCCCCUGCUGCUUAUCAUCGCCAUCGCCGAGCGACGCUUGCUCUGGCGGUCCGGCGCCCAGGGCGAGGCGAUGCCGCCCAGGGCCGGUAGGAAAUGGUUUUGGAGGAAGUGGCAGCUCUCGGCACAUCGCUACCUACGAGCCGUCUUCCAGGUCCAUCCGCCGGAUGGCGUGCAUGAUGACAUUGCCGUCGAUGACGACCUGACGCACCAUCUCAUCCGGCGGCAGUUCACCAAGCAGUCGUCGGAUACGACGGCGUCGACGCAGUUUCGAAAACCGUCGCGCAGAGACUCCAUGUUCCCCGGCCUCUCGAGCAAGCUGAGGACGUCCUUCACGUCGACGAGUGACGAUGACAGCAUGGUGGGCAUGGCCGCUAGGAUGGCGGCCAUGGAGAAGGCGGUGAAGCGGAUGGAGCAGGUUCUGACGAGGCUGCUCCCGGAGGACGAUAGUGACGAGAUGGGCGAAGGCAGCACGCUGAGGGAUGGGGACGCCGUCACCGCUGAGUCGUCUUUUCGGGCUCAAGACGGAUGA
This is a messenger RNA of Drechmeria coniospora, 3381 nucleotides long. Its product is annotated as Acyl-CoA dehydrogenase family member 10. Gene Ontology annotation, molecular function: protein kinase activity. The transcript is spliced from 9 exons. Bases 1 to 3381 code for a protein of 1126 amino acids. The record is from RefSeq and is a predicted model, not a curated record. NCBI's taxonomy places the organism in Eukaryota, Fungi, Ascomycota, Sordariomycetes, Hypocreales, Ophiocordycipitaceae. Gene Ontology annotation, biological process: protein phosphorylation.